This is a messenger RNA of Penicillium subrubescens, 1311 nucleotides long. RefSeq lists its product as uncharacterized. The coding region runs from base 1 to 1311 and encodes 436 amino acids. The transcript is spliced from 2 exons. The record is from RefSeq and is a predicted model, not a curated record. Lineage: Eukaryota; Fungi; Ascomycota; Eurotiomycetes; Eurotiales; Aspergillaceae. Gene Ontology annotation, cellular component: cytoplasm.
AUGAAGGUGGACAGGGAUGACAGACACCAUAGGGCUGAGGAGACACGCAAAAAAGUUAUUAACGCCAACGCCGCAUUUCCACCCUCAUCUCGAGUCCUUCUCCCCUGUUCAUUGCAAGUCCCCUCUAACCUUGAAGUCUACCCUUUCAACCACAUCUACUACUACGACCACCACCACCACACACUGGGCCGCCAAGCCCCUAUCCCACCCAAAAAUGGCACCUAUCCCAAUCACAAUCGUAACCGGCUUCCUCGGCUCCGGCAAAACCACCCUCCUCCUCAACCUAAUCCCGCAACUCCCCCCAACCUACCGCCUCGCGCUCUAAAAAACGAAUUCGGCGACGUAGCCGUCGACUCCCAACUCGCCUCAACAAACUCCAUCUCCGGCGUCCGCGAACUCCUCAACGGCUGCAUCUGCUGCAACCUCGUCGGCCAACUCAGCGAUGCCCUCGAACAACUCCGCACAACCGUUUCACCCGAUCGCAUCGUCAUCGAGACCUCCGGUAGCGCAUUCCCCGCCACGCUGGCGAUGGAAGUAAACCGGCUUGCGCGGGAGGGUGCGGAGUUCGUUCUUGAUGGGGUGAUUAGCGUUAUUGAUGUGGAGAAUUGGGCGGGGUAUGAGGAUACGAGUUAUACGGCGAAGUUGCAGGCGCAGUAUACGGAUUUGAUUGUUCUUAAUAAGUGGGAGGAAGUGGGGGAGAGGAGGUUUGAUGUUUGUUUGGAUCGGGUGGGGGAUUUGGGGAUUGAGACGCCGUGGGUUAAGUCUGAUAAGGGGUUUGUGGAGAAGGAUGUUUUGUUGGGGAUUGAUGGGGCGCUGUUUGCGAAGGAGGAGGGGUUGGUCGAGGGGGAGAAAGACGGGCAUGCCCAUGGUCAUGGGCAUAAGCAUGAUCAUCAGUCUGAGGUGGAGGUUUUGUCUGUGCAGUUGAAGAGUGCGCCGGGGAAGACGGUGGAUGUUGAGGCGCUGGAGCGUCUACUGCAAUUGGCGCCCAGAGAAGAAGUGUACCGCAUCAAGGGUAUCUUCCGAUGCUCGGCUGCGACGCCACCCGUCGACACUUCGGAUGAUAUGAACUCGAGAAAAACAGGGGAUGCGUCGGAGACGAGGUACUAUAUCCUCAACUGGGCGUUUGGCCGGUGGACAUGUACCCCGUCGACGGUCGUUGCCGAGUCGGCUGAUGAAUCUGUGGCGGCACGGUUGACGCUUAUCCUCGCGCGGUACGAAUCCGGCAAGUGGAAGAAGAAGUUGGAGGCUGGUGGUUUCGUCCAAGUCGCUGGUGGAGAGGCGACCGAGUUGGCCGUGGAGCGAUUGGUUUGA